AUGGGCAACAAGGGAAGCAAGCUACAUCUUGAGACGGCGCAAAAGACUGGCGUCUGUACAAUCGCCAAUUUGAAAUUGGAAGAAAUUCCGCCGGAGAUUUUCAAAAUCACAAAGUUGCGCACCCUCGAUGCGUCAAACAAUCGGCUCGCUCGAUGGCCCAGUGGAAUCGAACGAAUGGGAAUGAUGAAAAUGCUGAAAAUCAGCAACAAUAGACUAACGGAGAUUAACGUUAGCAUGCUGCCCAAAUUGGAGACGCUGCUCGCCUCAAACAACGUUCUGACAAAGAUUCCAGACCUUUCGCAAUGCAAAAAUUUAAAAACGCUCGACCUUUCAAAUAACCAUAUAAAACGACUUUCUUCAUGUAUUUACGCUUUACCUCAACUCGAUGCGCUGAAUCUCGAGAAAAACAAAAUCUCGGAAAUCGAUGAAGCCGGAAUAGAGAAUUUAAAAUGCAUCGAAAUCAACCUCAAUCAAAAUCAAAUCGGCAAGCUACCUUCUGGCUUGAAAAAAUGUGCAAGAUUAAAAGUUCUGAGGGUAGAAGAAAACUGUCUCCAAUCCAUUCCAACUGAUAUUCUGAAGGAAUCGAAUAUAUCCGUCAUUUCUGCAGAUGGAAAUAUCUUCACGGAAAAAGAGUUGCAGGGCCAGGCCGCUCGCGCCUACAAGAGCUCCCUUGACGUUUACACCUGCUGCUAUCGAUCGUCUCAAAGUAAAUACAUUUCCCUUGUCAUAAAUAAAAGUUUUCAAUGGCAGAUUUUGGCCCAAGACGAACCCAGCAACAGUGCGGUCUUCAGAAUCGGUCUCCGCACGAAGGGCUGCAACGGAAUGGCCUACACACUGGAACAUGCCGAUAUUGAAAGUAAAAAGAAGUUCGAAGAAACUGUCACUGAAGAUGGAGUCACAGUAAUCAUCGAUAUGAAAGCGCAAAUGACACUUCUCGGCACGGAAAUGGACUACUCUUCAAAUAAAUUGGAAGAAGGCUUCAUAUUCAGCAACCCGAAUAUAAAAGGCACCUGUGGCUGCGGAGAAUCAUUCAACAUUUAA
Messenger RNA from Oikopleura dioica, 1041 nucleotides. The record is from the annotation of a GenBank genome assembly. Lineage: Eukaryota; Metazoa; Chordata; Appendicularia; Copelata; Oikopleuridae.